Bathycoccus prasinos is the source of this 369-nucleotide messenger RNA. RefSeq lists its product with no specific name. Bases 1 to 369 code for a protein of 122 amino acids. The record is from RefSeq and is a predicted model, not a curated record. The transcript has a single exon. Gene Ontology annotation, molecular function: proton transmembrane transporter activity. NCBI's taxonomy places the organism in Eukaryota, Viridiplantae, Chlorophyta, Mamiellophyceae, Mamiellales, Bathycoccaceae. Gene Ontology annotation, biological process: proton motive force-driven ATP synthesis.
AUGUCGAGAUACGUGCACAAAGCGCGAACGCUCGCGCUCGAAUCCGCGACGACGGUCACGAACACCGUCUUACCGUCGAUAAAGAAGUCUCUGGAAACGUCCAUCGCGAAAAAUGCGGAGUUUAUCGUCAAAGACGAGCAGCAAGCGGCGAAGCUCCCGAAGCAACUUUUGUAUACCAAUCUCGCCCGAAUCCCGAAAGCGAUCGAAACGGCCGAACGAGAAGCGGGAGUGGUCAAAGAACGGUGGCAGAAAGUGGACGAGAUGAGCGUGAAAGAAGUAGGGGUGGCGGUUUUGUUCGGGUUAGAGACGUACGCGUGGUUUUGCGUCGGGGAGAUUAUCGGGAGAGGUGGGAGUUUGACCGGGUAUUAG